AGGAGCCGCCCUCGCCGAGGCGGCCCGCGGUCUCCGCGGCGGAAUUUCAGGAGCUGGUGGCAGACAUGCUGCGGGACCUCCUGCCGCGCGCCCUGGCCUUCGGCCGCUGCGCGCCCAAGGCCAUUCCUGUAGUGGCCGACACCAUGGUCUUCAUCGCCUCGCUCACCACGCCGAUCUGGCGCAACGAGGAGACCUCGAAAGCGGAGAACUCCGAGGCGGUGGUGCGCGCGUGCUUGGCCGAGCUGGACGCUGGCGCGCCCAGCCAGGCGGGCGCGGCCAUGCAGGUGCUGGCGUGCCUGCUCCACCGCAGGCCCCAGGUCGCCGUCGCCGUCGGCGACGAGGGUGCGAAGGGCCUUCUGAUGAGACUCCACGGCUGGUCCUGCGACUGCGUCCUCGACGCGCUGGCGUCGUCUUCGAGUGCUGCCACGGGGCCUACGGUGGAACCGCCCACCUGGCUCACGCAGGUGGUCGUGUGCCAGCACCAGCUGCUGCAGCUGGUGGACCUGACGAAAGUCCGCGACUCCAGAGAGGCCAUGGACUCGGACAGCCAGACGCAGCUCGUGCACGGCGUCCUGGGGAUCGUGCUCGCCUACCCGGAGAUGGACUCCGGCCUGGCCCUGGCCUGCCUCCAGGUGCUCACCCACCUGUGCUCCACGACGGUUGGUGCGAGGGCGUUCCUGGACUUCGCCAGGGACCCCUCGCCGGAGAAGCAGGGCCACGAUGUCGCUGGAGGCCUGAGGCUCUUGCUCCGGAUGGCCCGGCCCGCGGCCUUCGACGGCCUGCCGCAGAUGGUGGCCAGCCUCGUGCUGCUGCUCCUGGAGGACGGGCCCCUGCUGCAGCAGAGGAUGGAGGCCGAGAUCCUUGCGCUGCUCGGCGCGGCGCGCAAGCGGCAGUUGCCCAUGCGCGACCUGUGCUCCCGCCUGCAGCCGCUGCUGGCGCGGGCCCCUCGCGUUUUCGAGGAGACGCUGCGUGGGAUUACCCAGAUCGCCCAGUCUCACGAGGACGGCGCCGGCACCGUGCUCGAGCCGAUCCCCGAGGCCGAGAGGCCGCAGCGACCGCGGCCGCGGGCCGCUGGGUCGCUGCCCGCGGCCGCUCUGCCGGUCCUGCAGACGCUGAUCUUCGAGACCUGCAUCGGCCUUGAGAUCCAGAGCAAGACAUCCUUCACCAGGGUGCACGAGGCCGCGACGAAGACGGUGGAGACGGAACCCGCUGCGGCCGCGGCCGCGACGCUGCCCCCGCCGUUCCCGGCGGCCCUGGCCCCGGACGCGUUGCUGUUCGUUCUGGAAAGCGUCUUCGCCAGGGUGCCCGCCCUCGGUGCCCUGCUGCUGCGCCCGUUGCCAGCCCUCCCGCAGGCCGCCCUGGACCGGCAGCUGGCCGUGCAGCAGCUGCUGGCGGGCCGGGGGCAGGCGGCGGCCGGCGCCGGCGACGGCGGCGAGCCCGCCCAGAAGCGCCAGAAGGUGGAGGGGGCGCCCGCUCCGGCCGCCGCGGCCGCGGACCUCCCGAACGCCCCCGCCGUCGCGAGCCUCCCGCCCUCGGCCCUGCAGAAGAGCAUGCUGCUCGUUCUGACGCGGCACUUGCUGCCGCGCUUCGCGGGCCUGACAGGCCUGUGGACCGCGCAGGUACGGACGCUGGCGCCCGCCCAGCGGGCGACGCUGGACCGCCUCCCCGGAGGCGCCGCCGGCACGGUGCACCGCUGCCUGCCCCACCUCGGGGCCUGCCUGGCCUCCGCCGUGCGCCACCCAGGGCGAAGGCAGGACGCCGCGCAGGGCAAGCGCGAGCGCGCGAGGCCGCCGCGGCGCGGCUGGCCGCUUCGGCUCAGGGCCCCCGCCGCGGCGAGGGGGGAGCUCUCGUUCGACUUCGAGCUGGAGGUCGAGGCGAAGGACGCCCUUCGCAGGGCGCGCCUUGAGGAGUCUGGCCACGGCUCCAGGAGCGGCACGGGCCGGGAGGUGUGCAGGCACUGGCUCAAGGGCCUGUGCAUGAGGGGGGACCGGUGCUCCUUCCUGCACGCGUGGGACUCCCGCAAGAUGCCCGAGUGCUCCUCGUGGCGGAAGUUCGGCAGUUGCACGGAUCCGUUCUGCAUCUUCCGGCACGUCGACCCCAGCGAGCGGCCCCUUUGCGAGAGCUACCGGCUGGGCUUCUGCCCCCGGGGCAAGCUGUGCCGCGGCCGGCACGACCGCUUGCCACCGGAGCAGCGGCCCGUGCUGCUGCCCGAUUCCUUCAUCGACUCGCUGCUGCUCAACCCGCACCUGGUGCCCCAGGCCAGCAAGGCGAAGCGCGGAAGGCACGCAUACAUUACUGCCAUGCCUGGCCAGGACACGGACACCGCUGCCGUCGAUCAGGGGCCCGUGCCCGGCCUGCCGAGCCCCAUCCACGGGGAGUGCCGCUACUUUCUGGUGCGCUCGACGAAGAUCAAGAGCAUACGGACCUCCAUGUCCAAGGGGGUCUGGGCCGUCAGCCACGAGGCCACGCCGAGGCUCGAGCUGGCCUUCCGCGACGUGGACCACGUCGUGCUGAUCUUCGCCGCCGCCGAGAGCCGACAAUUUCACGGGUACGCCAGAAUGUCCUCCGAGCCCGAAGACAGGCUGCUCUCGGGCAUCUGGGAGGAGAACGGGAGCUACCGGAUCGGCCCCAACUUCCGCGUACACUGGAUCAAGCGGUGCGCGAUGGGCCAGUCGCGUGCCGACCACAUCAAGAACCCGCGUGAUGCCGAUCUCCCGGUCCUCCAAGGACGAAAGACGACGCACAUGUAUACGCUUUCGGAGGUUCGCUCGACUUCCUGGGGUCGGCGCUCCCCGUCUUCGUAG
This is a messenger RNA of Prorocentrum cordatum, 2804 nucleotides long. The record is from the annotation of a GenBank genome assembly. Lineage: Eukaryota; Dinophyceae; Prorocentrales; Prorocentraceae.